This is a messenger RNA of Fusarium coffeatum, 444 nucleotides long. RefSeq lists its product as uncharacterized. Lineage: Eukaryota; Fungi; Ascomycota; Sordariomycetes; Hypocreales; Nectriaceae. The transcript has 2 exons. The coding region runs from base 1 to 444 and encodes 147 amino acids. Gene Ontology annotation, biological process: proteasome assembly. The record is from RefSeq and is a predicted model, not a curated record.
AUGACUUCAAUUGAUGUCAGACCAGAUCAAUUCCCCGCUGGGUCUCGAGAAGUCUCAGGUCAAAUAAACGGCGUUACCACCGAGAUUUCCUCUACAAGCUUCGCAGACAAGAUCCUAAUCACCAUCUCUCAAGAAGGCCGUCUUUCACAAUGGAUUCAAGUCCCUUUGACAGGAUCUUCAUCUGGAGUGGUUGAAAUGAACCUACCAAGUUCGAACAAGGGUCUUCUCCCCUCAACACAUCUCACGCCAACGACGCUUUUUGGAGGCGGGGGUGAGGAGCGUGAGACUCUGGGGCAACUUUAUGCGGCGCAAAUUGCAAGUCAAAUAUGUCUACGGUCACUGGAGGAUCGACGAAUCCUUGUUCUGGGUCUUGGUCUUGCUAAAACCGAUCUCGAGCGUGAGGCUUUCUUUGAUCUUUUGGAACUUGUCCAGAAGGUUCUGUGA